UACCGGGGCCGUGAGAGGAGGAGGAGGAGGAGGAAGAGGAAGGUCCAGCCAGCUGAGCUGGCUGAGGCGGCGUGUUCGCGCCCGCUGUGGGGGCUGCCCAGCUGGGUGCCUCUUGCCGUGCGUGCGGGGCUCUCGCGUCGCCCCCGCGGCCGGGGAGCGGAGCCGGGCUGGGGAUCCGCGGGGCCCGUGCCGUGAGUAGCUUUUAGGUUGAUGAAACCUGAAGCUGGGUGUCAACAGAUCUCUUGCUGGAGAAGUAAAUGUCUGGACUGACAUCUCUCAGGCACAGUCAGGUCUCUCAAGGGCCCUUACAGAAAUGACCACCCCAAACAAGACCCCACCUGGUGCUGAUCCAAAGCAGUUAGAGAGGACUGGUACUGUUAGAGAAAUAGGCUCACAAGCAGUUUGGUCUCUUUCAUCCUGUAAGCCAGGGUUUGGAGUGGACCAGUUACGAGAUGAUAAUCUAGAAACUUACUGGCAGUCAGAUGGAUCACAGCCUCAUUUGGUGAACAUCCAAUUUAGAAGAAAAACAACAGUGAAGACCUUAUGUAUUUAUGCAGACUACAAAUCUGAUGAAAGUUACACUCCAAGCAAGAUCUCUGUCAGAGUAGGAAAUAAUUUUCAUAAUCUCCAGGAAAUCCGGCAACUGGAAUUAGUGGAACCCAGUGGAUGGAUCCAUGUUCCUCUAACAGAUACCCACAAGAAGCCCAUUCGCACCUUUAUGAUCCAGAUUGCUGUUCUAGCAAAUCACCAAAAUGGAAGAGACACUCACAUGAGGCAAAUCAAAGUGUACACCCCUGUGGAGGAGAGCUCCAUUGGUAAAUUCCCCAGAUGUACAACAAUUGAUUUCAUGAUGUAUCGCUCCAUCAGAUAAAAUUUCCUCAUGAGGAAAAAUAAAGGUAUUUUUUCGUGACCAUAUCAUUGCUAAAGUAUUCAGAUACUUAAAGAGCAGGGUUUACUUCAGUGUAAUUAUAUCUUUAUGUUUAUACUUUGUACAAUUUUGAAAUAAAGAUAAUCUUGUGUUACAGUA
This is a messenger RNA of Serinus canaria (Common canary), 1027 nucleotides long. RefSeq names its product anaphase promoting complex subunit 10 (gene ANAPC10). Gene Ontology annotation, cellular component: anaphase-promoting complex. The transcript has 6 exons. NCBI's taxonomy places the organism in Eukaryota, Metazoa, Chordata, Aves, Passeriformes, Fringillidae. The coding region runs from base 314 to 871 and encodes 185 amino acids. The record is from RefSeq and is a predicted model, not a curated record. Gene Ontology annotation, biological process: protein K11-linked ubiquitination; anaphase-promoting complex-dependent catabolic process.